AUGGUCCGAACAUCAUCAUCCAAGGCUGCCAACACCCUUGCCGAAGCCUUGUGCCCCUGGGGCAGAUUCCAGAAGCAAAGUCUGAAAGCACCUGGAGGCGCCAAGGUUCGACGAUCGGCAGAUCAAUUGACGUGUGAGGUUGCGAAUCAAGGGCAAAAACGCCCUAUCUCAACUGCAAUGAGGAAAACCGAGCCGAAACGAGGCCAGGCGGAGGAAGGCAGCGCAGACCGCACUCCAGUAGAGACCGCAAGGGAUCGGCUAUUUGGCUUCGGAGGCAAAUACGGUGGGAGGAGGGUGAACUAG
Molecule: messenger RNA, 303 nt
Organism: Penicillium cataractarum
Lineage: Eukaryota; Fungi; Ascomycota; Eurotiomycetes; Eurotiales; Aspergillaceae
Exons: 2
Coding region: 1-303 (100 amino acids)
Source: RefSeq, a predicted model, not a curated record